Messenger RNA from Halteromyces radiatus, 3626 nucleotides. Its product is annotated as nuclear export factor CRM1. The transcript is spliced from 19 exons. The record is from RefSeq and is a predicted model, not a curated record. NCBI's taxonomy places the organism in Eukaryota, Fungi, Mucoromycota, Mucoromycetes, Mucorales, Cunninghamellaceae. Gene Ontology annotation, molecular function: small GTPase binding; nuclear export signal receptor activity. Gene Ontology annotation, cellular component: nucleus; cytoplasm. Bases 175 to 3390 code for a protein of 1071 amino acids. Gene Ontology annotation, biological process: ribosomal small subunit export from nucleus; protein export from nucleus; ribosomal large subunit export from nucleus.
CUUUUGGGCCUACGAUUGUCGCAGCUUUAAAAAUUUUGAAAAUACCUUUGUGGUCUCCGUCACUUCCUUGUCUCUCUCUUUCAGUUUUUUCUCAACGCGUCUUUUUUUUUCUUUUUUUCUCUAUAUAUAUCUAUCUCCUUUUAUCCAUUUUUUUAAUCAUCGUUUUAAAGAACAAUGGCUGAAAGUAUUUUAGACUUUAGCAAAGAACUGGACGUGGCUUUAUUAGAUCAAGUUGUUCUCACUUUUUUUACUGGUUCUGGCAAUGAUCAACAAAUCGCUCAACAACUUUUAACUCAAUUCCAAGAUCACGAAGAAGCUUGGACUAAAGUGGACGGCAUUCUCGAACGUUCUACUGUACCUCAAACCAAGUUUAUCGCUUUACAAAUUCUAGAAAAGUUUAUUCAAACUAGAUGGAAUACUUUGGUGGCAGAAAGUCGUGAUGCUAUUCGUUAUUUCAUUGUCAAUGUGAUUGUCAAAGUUACCUCAGACGAAACUAAUUUGGCAAAGGAACGUGCUUAUGUUAGCAAGUUGAACAUGGUGUUAGUUCAGAUUUUAAAACAAGAAUGGCCACGUAACUGGCCUACGUUUAUUCCUGAAAUCGUUACUUCUAGCAAAUCCAACUUAUCAUUAUGUGAAAACAAUAUGGCUAUUUUGAAAUUGUUAAGUGAAGAAAUCUUCGAUUACUCAGCAGAACAAAUGACCCAACUCAAAACUCAUAAUCUUCGAAAUCAAAUGUCAGCCGAAAUAUUUGAAAUUUACCAACUCUGUAAAGAAGUCCUGGAUCGUGCCACAAAACCAAGUUUGAUCAAGGCUACUUUGGAAACUUUACUUCGAUUUUUGAAUUGGAUUCCAUACGGUUAUGUUUUUGAAACUGAUAUGAUCGAUACUCUCCGAACUAGAUUCUUUGAAGCACCUCAAUUCCGAAAUGUCACUCUCAAAUGCUUGACUGAAAUUGGAAGUAUCAAAGCCGAACCCAAGUACAAUGAAAAGAUCUGUUUCUUAUUCACAAGCGUCCUUACAUCUGUCAAUACAAUGAUUCCUCCAAGUACAGAUAUCGCCAACGUAUAUGAAAAUAGUAGUGAUGAUGAUCAAGAAUUUGUUCAAAAUUUAGCUCUUUUCCUUACUAGUUUUCUCAGCACUCAUCUCAAGGUUAUUGAACAAGUACCUGACAGUCAUAGCUUAUUGAUGAAUGCUCAUUAUUAUCUUAUCAAAAUCUCAAGAGUGGAUGAUCGUGAAGUAUUCAAGAUUUGUUUGGAAUAUUGGGCUCAAUUGGUUCAAGAACUCUUUGAAGAAAUUCAUCAAAUGCCUCAAAUGGAUAUGCCUCUAUUGGAUCUAUCUGGAAAUCAAGGUUAUCGUCCUCGAAAAGCUCUAUAUACUGAUAUCCUUUCCAACUUGCGUACAGUAAUGAUUGAACGUAUGGUGAAACCUGAAGAAGUAUUGGUGGUUGAAAAUGAUGAAGGUGAAAUUGUCCGUGAAUCUCUGAAAGAAAGUGAUACCAUUGUGUUAUACAAGAGUAUGAAAGAAGUCCUAGUUUAUUUGACCAACUUGGAUGUAGCUGAUACUGAAGAAAUUAUGACCAAUAAAUUGCAACGACAGAUGGAUGGUACGGAAUGGUCAUGGCAAAAUUUGAACAAACUUUGUUGGGCUAUUGGUUCUAUCUCUGGUGCUAUGAAUGAAGAUACAGAAAAACGAUUCUUGGUGACCGUGAUCAAGGAACUUCUUAGUCUUUGUGAAAUGAAACGUGGCAAGGACAACAAGGCUGUAGUAGCUUCCAAUAUCAUGUAUACUGUUGGGCAAUAUCCUCGAUUCUUGAAGGCUCAUUGGAAAUUCCUCAAGACAGUGGUCAACAAACUAUUCGAAUUCAUGCACGAAUCUCAUGAAGGUGUUCAAGAUAUGGCUUGUGAUACUUUUAUCAAAAUUUCCCAAAAAUGUAUGCGCUAUUUUGUUGAACAACAAGCUGGUGAAAGACAACCUUUCAUUGAUGAAAUUUUGGCAACUAUUGAUCAUAUCACUUCCGAUUUGUCCCCUAGUCAGAUCCAUACCUUUUAUGAAGCUGUUGGUUAUAUGAUUUCUGCCCAAAGUAAGAAACCAAUUCAAGAACGAUUGAUUGUCAAGUUUAUGGAAAUGCCCAACAUGGCGUGGAACGGUAUUAUGGAACAAGCCAAACAAAAUGUGGAUGUUUUGAACAACCCCAAUGAUAUCAAAGUGCUUCAAAAUGUAUUAAAGACGAAUGUAUCAGCUUGUAGUUCUGUUGGAUCUGCUUUUAUUGUACAACUUAGCAAACUCUACAAUGAUUUACUUGCUCUCUAUGGUAUUGUUGGAAAUAUGGUCUCUCAACAAGUAGCCUCACAAGGAGCCAUUGCCACCAAAACUCCUAAGAUUCGUGGUCUUCGUUUGGUCAAAAAAGAAAUCCUCAAAUUGGUUGAUACUUAUGUCGCUUGUGCCAAAGAUCUUACUGCUGUCAAUGAUAAUAUGGUUGGUCCUUUCUUUGAAGCCGUGUUGUCGGAUUAUAGACAAGGUGUGGAUAUUGCAAAGGAUGCUGAAGUUCUGAGUGUCAUUGCUACCAUGGUGGACAAACUAGGAAACUUAUUAACUCCUCGUGUGCCUGUUAUUUUGGAAGCAACAUUUGAACCUACUUUGAAUAUGAUUACCAAGGAUUUCUCUGAAUUCCCUGAACAUCGUACUGGAUUUUACAAUAUGCUUCGGGCCAUUAACCAACAUUGUUUCCAAGCACUUCUUGAUCUUGCCCCUGCACAAUUCAAAUUGGUGAUUGACAGCGUGGUAUGGGGUUUUAAACAUACUAUGCGUGAUAUUGCUGAUACUGGUCUUCAAAUCUGUUUUGAACUUGUGGAAAAUGUUAGUCGUACGGAUCCUUCUAUUGCUGGUGGAUUCUAUCAAACAUACUAUCUCAGUAUUCUUCAAGAUAUCUUCUUUGUCUUGACAGAUCGUGAUCAUAAGAGUGGUUUCAAGGGACAAACUGAGGUACUAGCACAACUAUUCCAUUUAGUCACAAGUAAUCAAAUUCAAGUACCUUUAUUCAACCCAUCUCAAGUAUCCGAUCCCAACAUGACCAAUGCUCAAUUCUUAGAAGGAUAUGUCACGGCUUUGUUACAAAAUGCAUUCCCACAUUUGCAAAGUGGUCAAAUCAAGUUAUUCGUGAUGGCGAUGUUUGAAUACAACAGUUCUCCAGCACAAUUCAAACUGGAAGUCCGUGAUUUCCUCAUCCAACUGAAGGAAUUUGCUGGUGAAAAUGCGGAACUAUACUUGGAAGAAAAGGAAGCUGAGAUGGAAAAGAAACGUAAGGAAGAACGUGAAAAGGCCCUCCGUAUUCCUGGUAUGGUCAAACCCUCUGAACUACCUGCUACCAUGGAUGAAGAUGAAGCUCUUUAGAUAUUAUUUCGCCUGGCUUUUUUUUUUUUAGUGUUUACUUUUGUUUUAUCAUCAUCAUCAUCAUUAUUUUUUAUUAUUAUCAUAGUCAUCAUCCCCCCUUACUCCUUCUAUAGUAAUUCAUUACCAGUUUGCUAGGUUUUCCUUCUUUUUUUUUUAUAUAUUAUAUAUAUUUCUAUCACCUUUUUUUUUUUUUAUAUAUAUACACAAAUCAAAAUCAAGAAUAAAGUAAACGUUUA